AUGGAGCUCUCCGAUGUGCGCUGCCUCGGCGGCAGCGAGGAACUCUACACCAUCCACCCGACGCCCCCGGCCGGCGACGGCGGGAGCGGCUCCCGGCCGCAGCGGCUGCUGUGGCAGACGGCGGUGCGGCACAUCACCGAGCAGCGCUUCAUUCACGGGCACCGAGGCGGCGGCGGGAGCGGGGGCUCGGGCAAAGGCUCGGACCCGGCGGGCGGAGGCCCCAACCACCACGCCUCGCAGCUGUCCGGCGACUUGGCGCUGCCCCUCUAUUCGCUGGGCACCUCGGAGAGAGCGCACGGCGGCACCAGCGGCACCAAAGUCUUCCCUGAACGCAGCGGGAGCGGCAGCGCCAGCGGCAGCGGGGGAGGGGGCGACCUGGGGUUCCUGCACCUGGACUGCGCCCCGAGCAACUCGGAUUUCUUCCUCAAUGGGGGCUACAGCUACCGAGGGGUGAUUUUCCCCACCCUGCGCAACUCCUUCAAGUCACGGGAUCUGGAGCGCCUCUACCAGCGCUAUUUCCUGGGCCAGAGGCGCAAAUCCGAGGUGGUGAUGAAUGUGCUGGACGUGCUGACCAAGCUCACGCUCCUGGUUCUCCACCUGAGCCUGGCCUCGGCCCCCAUGGACCCGCUCAAGGGCAUCCUGCUGGGCUUCUUCACCGGCAUCGAGGUGGUCAUCUGCGCCCUGGUGGUGGUCAGGAAGGACACCACCUCGCACACGUACCUGCAGUACAGCGGCCUGGUCACCUGGGUGGCCAUGACCACCCAGAUCUUGGCCGCGGGCCUGGGCUAUGGGCUCCUGGGCGACGGCAUCGGCUACGUGCUCUUCACGCUGUUCGCCACCUACAGCAUGCUGCCGCUGCCGCUCACCUGGGCCAUCCUGGCCGGCCUGGGCACGUCGCUGCUGCAGGUGGUCCUCCAAGUGGUGAUCCCCCGACUGGCGGUCAUUGCCGUCAACCAGGUGGUGGCCCAGGUGGUGUUAUUCAUGUGCAUGAACACGGCUGGGAUCUUCAUCAGUUACCUGUCAGACCGCGCCCAGCGCCAGGCCUUCCUGGAGACUCGGAGGUGUGUGGAGGCCAGGCUGCGCCUGGAGACGGAAAACCAAAGACAGGAGCGGCUCGUGCUGUCCGUGCUGCCCCGCUUUGUCGUCCUGGAGAUGAUCAACGACAUGACCAACGUGGAAGAUGAGCACCUGCAGCACCAGUUCCACCGGAUCUACAUCCAUCGCUACGAGAACGUCAGUAUUCUUUUUGCAGAUGUUAAAGGAUUUACCAACCUCUCCACGACCUUGUCCGCUCAGGAGCUGGUCAGGAUGCUCAACGAGCUCUUUGCCCGAUUCGAUCGCCUGGCCCACGAGCAUCACUGUCUUCGCAUCAAGAUCCUGGGGGACUGCUACUACUGCGUCUCCGGACUUCCUGAGCCCCGCCAGGACCACGCCCACUGCUGCGUGGAAAUGGGCCUCAGCAUGAUCAAAACCAUCAGGUAUGUGCGGUCAAGGACGAAGCAUGACGUUGACAUGCGAAUCGGAAUCCACUCGGGCUCAGUGCUGUGUGGUGUGUUGGGCCUGCGGAAGUGGCAGUUUGACGUCUGGUCUUGGGACGUGGAUAUUGCGAACAAACUUGAAUCUGGAGGGAUCCCUGGGAGGAUUCACAUUUCCAAAGCCACCCUCGACUGCCUCAACGGUGACUAUGAUGUGGAAGAGGGCCACGGGAAAGAGAGGAAUGAGUUCCUGAGGAAGCAUAACAUAGAGACCUAUUUAAUUCAGCAGCCGGAGGAGAGCCUGCUGUCGCUGCCCGAAGACAUUGUCAAGGAGGCAGUGAGCUCCUCGGACCGGAGGAACAGCGGGGCGACGUUCACGGAGGGGUCCUGGAGCCCCGAGCUGCCCUUCGACAACAUCGUGGGCAAACAGAACACUCUGGCUGCCCUAACAAGAAAUUCAAUAAAUCUACUUCCAAACCAUCUUGCACAAGCUUUGCAUGUCCAGUCGGGGCCUGAGGAAAUUAACAAGCGAAUAGAACAUACCAUCGACUUGCGGAGUGGCGAUAAAUUGAGAAGAGAGCAUAUCAAGCCAUUCUCACUGAUGUUUAAAGACUCCAGCCUGGAGCACAAGUAUUCUCAAAUGAGGGACGAAGUGUUCAAGUCAAACUUGGUGUGUGCGUUCAUCGUUCUUCUGUUUAUCACGGCAAUACAGAGCUUGCUUCCUUCUUCAAGGGCUAUGCCGAUGGCCAUCCAGUUCUCCAUCCUCAUCAUGCUGCACGCGGCCCUGGUCCUCAUCACCACGGCGGAGGAUUACAAGUGUUUACCACUCGUCCUGCGGAAGACUUGCUGCUGGAUCAACGAGACCUAUUUGGCCCGGAACGUCAUCAUCUUCGCAUCCAUCCUGAUCAAUUUCCUGGGCGCCAUCCUCAAUAUCCUGUGGUGUGAUUUUGACAAGUCGAUACCCUUGAAGAACCUGACUUUCAAUUCCUCAGCUGUGUUUACAGAUAUCUGCUCCUACCCAGAGUACUUCGUCUUCACGGGCGUGUUGGCCAUGGUGACCUGUGCGGUUUUCCUCCGACUCAACUCUGUCCUGAAGCUGGCCGUGCUGCUCAUUAUGAUCGCCAUCUAUGCCCUGCUGACCGAGACCAUCUACUCAGGUCUCUUCCUGCGCUAUGACAACCUGAACCACAGUGGAGAAGAUUUCCUGGGGACCAAGGAGGCGUCGCUGCUGCUGAUGGCCAUGUUCCUCCUCGCUGUGUUCUACCACGGACAGCAGCUGGAGUACACAGCCCGCCUGGACUUCCUGUGGCGGGUUCAGGCCAAAGAGGAGAUCAACGAGAUGAAGGAGCUGAGGGAGCACAAUGAGAACAUGCUCCGGAACAUCCUGCCCAGCCACGUGGCCCGCCACUUCCUGGAGAAGGACCGAGACAACGAGGAGCUGUAUUCUCAAUCCUACGAUGCCGUCGGGGUGAUGUUCGCCUCCAUCCCGGGGUUUGCGGACUUUUACUCUCAGACCGAAAUGAAUAACCAAGGAGUGGAGUGCCUGCGCCUGCUGAAUGAGAUCAUUGCGGACUUCGAUGAGCUGCUCGGCGAAGACCGGUUUCAAGACAUUGAAAAGAUCAAGACCAUUGGCAGCACCUACAUGGCUGUCUCGGGCCUGUCUCCCGAAAAGCAGCAAUGUGAAGACAAGUGGGGACACCUGUGCGCCCUGGCCGACUUCUCGCUGGCCCUGACGGAGAGCAUCCAGGAGAUCAACAAGCACUCGUUCAACAACUUCGAGCUCCGGAUUGGCAUCAGCCACGGCUCGGUGGUCGCCGGCGUCAUCGGCGCCAAGAAGCCGCAGUACGACAUCUGGGGUAAAACCGUGAACCUGGCCAGCCGCAUGGACAGCACGGGGGUCAGCGGCAGGAUCCAGGUCCCGGAGGAGACGUUCCUCAUCCUGAAGGACCAGGGCUUCGCCUUCGACUACCGCGGGGAGAUCUACGUGAAGGGCAUCAGCGAGCAGGAGGGGAAGAUCAAGACGUACUUCCUCCUGGGCAGGGUCCAGCCCAACCCGUUCAUCCUGCCCCCGAGGAGGCUGCCGGGCCAGUACUCGCUGGCCGCCGUGGUCCUGGGCCUCGUCCAGUCCCUCAACAGGCAGCGGCAGAAGCAGCUCCUCAACGAGAACAACAGCUCGGGCAUCAAGGGCCACUACGCCCGGCGGACUCUGCUGACGCCCGGCGGCCCGGAGCCCGGCGCCCAGGCCGAGGGCCCCGACAAGUCCGACUUGCCAUAAAAGCGUUUCCUUUGUGUUCC
Molecule: messenger RNA, 3770 nt
Organism: Eptesicus fuscus (big brown bat)
Lineage: Eukaryota; Metazoa; Chordata; Mammalia; Chiroptera; Vespertilionidae
Gene: ADCY8
Product: adenylate cyclase 8
Exons: 18
Coding region: 1-3750 (1249 amino acids)
Biological process (GO): adenylate cyclase-activating G protein-coupled receptor signaling pathway; cAMP biosynthetic process; intracellular signal transduction
Cellular component (GO): plasma membrane
Molecular function (GO): adenylate cyclase activity
Source: RefSeq, a predicted model, not a curated record